AUGUCGCUCAACAGACGAGGAAACAAGCCCUAUAGGAAGGAAAAACAAGCUGGUAUUGAGAGUUUUUUCUUCUCAGGUGGUUCCUUGAAGAAACGCUCCGAGCCGUUGAAAGAGGUUCCAUUGCCUAUCUCCAAUGCUAACACUAAGGACAUUUUCAAGACAUUGUCAGGCACUUCAAGUCAAAGUUUUGAGGACAAUGGUGAUUGUGAUUUACAAGAAAUAAGCAUGCCCAAAAAUUUCAGAGUUCAGAGUGUUCCGAGACCAGCUGCAUUUUCCAAGAAAGUAUCAACGAGCUCCAUCUCCAGGCAGCAACUGAAGAGGCCGUUUGAUAGCAUAGGAUCGUACUCGAGCACGCAACAGAAGGACGAGGAAGAGCCUGAGAUUGUUAUUGUUUCCAAACUCAAACCUUCGCUGGUUUUGACCAAUCAUGGGACAUUUAGCCAACAUUUGGGAUCCAAGCCAGCAUCGCCAGCUGCUGAAAAGUCGCCUCAGCCCUCGUUUGAUUUCGAAGGACUUAUGUCUUCAGUCAAGCCUCGAGCCCCCAAAAAGUUGGCAAUAAAGUACAAGCCCAUGACGAAGUCUUCUUCGUCAAUGUUUCAGUGGAGUGCUGAGCAACAGGCUGUGAUCGAUUGCGUGUUGGACCAGGAUCUUAAUGUGUUUUACACUGGUUCCGCGGGUACUGGUAAAUCUGCACUCACGAGAGAGUUGAUCCGUCAAUUGAGGCAGAAGCACGGCGAAUCUGCUGUGGCUGUCACGGCAUCAACAGGCUUGGCUGCAGUUAAUAUUGGGGGUACCACUCUUCAUAAGUUUGCCGGCAUAGGUAUUGGGGUUGGCGAUGCUAAGCACCUAGUUGGAAAGGUCCUAAGUAACAAUCAGACAAAACAGGUCUGGAACCAGACAAAGGUGUUGAUUAUAGACGAAAUUUCAAUGGUUGACGUUACCUAUUUCGAGAAGUUGGAUGCAGUUGCGCAGGGUGUGAGAAAGAUCAGAAAGCCAUUUGGCGGUAUACAAAUUGUGCUUACUGGGGACUUUUACCAGCUUCCUCCGGUAUCCCAGAACACCCAAAAAAAGUUUUGUUUCCAGUCGACAGUUUGGAGCCAGUUGGUGCAGAAAACAGUUCUUCUCACAGAGGUUUUUAGACAGCAGGGAGAUCAACGGUUGAUCCAUAUGUUGAAUGCCGUGCGGGUGGGUCAGUUGACUCCAGAGAUCAUCCAGGACUUCAAAAGCUUAUGUAGACCAGUGGUCUAUGAAGAUGGGAUUAUGCCCACCGAACUGUACCCUCUGAGACACGAAGUACAGAGAGCCAACGAGAAUAGACUGAGACAGCUUGAAGGAUUCCCUCGCACUUACACAGCCAAAGACAUGCUUAAACAGAGUCAGAAUCCGGGAGAUCUUGUUCAAUUAGACAAAACAGUCAUGGCAGUAAAAGAGCUGGUUUUGAAGAAAGGUGCUCAGGUUCUCAUGCUGAAGAACAUGGACGAAUCUGUGGCCAACGGUUCCAUAGGAAAGGUGAUGUUCUUUCUUCCAACAGGCAUCUGGGAUGCUAUCAGAGAGACACUUUCGGAGAGAGAGAUGGAAGAUCAGGACAUUCUUAAUGGAGUUGACUGCAUCAGUGCUAUAUUCGAUAACGCUCCAGAAGAUGUGCUGGAUUCCAUGUGGAACAGUCUCAAGGAAAGUGUUAGAGAAAGGCUUCUCUUCCACUGGAGCUUCUCCCAAAAUGUUCCCAAAAAUACGCCCGUGUAUCCAGUAGUUAGAUUCAGUCUUGGGUCUCAUACUUCUCGGAGCGCUUUUAGGGCUAUCACACCAGACACAUUUGUGUUGGAAAGCCCAGGUAAAACUUUGGCUGAGAGAGAACAGCUGCCUCUUCUUCUGUCGUGGGCUCUCUCUAUUCACAAAUCUCAGGGACAAACUCUUCCAAGAGUCAAGGUGGAUUUAGGAAGAAUUUUCGAGGAUGGUCAAGCGUAUGUUGCGUUAUCCAGAGCUGUUUCUGCGGACACACUGGAGGUAAGGAACUUUGAUCCUUCGAAAGUGAGGGUAUCCAGACUGGUGGCCGAGUUCUAUCAGAGAAUGGGCAAGGCCUAG
Messenger RNA from Kuraishia capsulata CBS 1993, 2082 nucleotides. RefSeq lists its product as uncharacterized. The transcript has a single exon. The record is from RefSeq and is a predicted model, not a curated record. The coding region runs from base 1 to 2082 and encodes 693 amino acids. Gene Ontology annotation, biological process: DNA repair; telomere maintenance. Gene Ontology annotation, molecular function: DNA helicase activity. Lineage: Eukaryota; Fungi; Ascomycota; Pichiomycetes; Pichiales; Pichiaceae.